CUUAACUUGAAGCAAAAUGAGCAAGGAGAGUGGUAUGUGGACUCUGGAGCAGCAGCCCACGUUACUGGUGACACAGGAUGCUCAAACCAAGAAGACAUUCGCUGAGGGCACUCGCAAAGGAGAUAUGUAUGUCCUUGAAGAAGCUCCAAAGCUGUCCAAACUUCACCCUCCAGAUUCAUGUUCUUCAAGUCAUAAUGAAGUCAAUGUCGCAGAAUAUAAUAAGCCAUCCAUUUGGCAUGGUCGGUUAGCUCAUUGUAGUCAGUCUUUUGUUCGAAGUCUUGUUGCAGACGAGCUCUUAGAUAAGUCCAGUCUGAGUUCAGUCAGUGAGUCCAGCAUGUGCUCGAGUUGUCAACUUUGUAAGAGCCAUGCCCUUCCUUUUUAGUCAAUUAA
Messenger RNA from Nymphaea colorata (pocket water lily), 390 nucleotides. RefSeq lists its product as uncharacterized. The record is from RefSeq and is a predicted model, not a curated record. The coding region runs from base 17 to 382 and encodes 121 amino acids. Lineage: Eukaryota; Viridiplantae; Streptophyta; Magnoliopsida; Nymphaeales; Nymphaeaceae. The transcript is spliced from 2 exons.